AUGACUAGGCUUUUGACGGAUGAAAAUGCUCAGGAAAAGUUCAGGUGGAUGUGUAUUCUAGUUUAUGAAGGCUAUACUGAUAAAAGGACACUUUCAGCCAAAGAGAUUGAGCAACUACUGGAGUUUAUAUGUGACCUCGAGAACAAUCCGAGCGCUUAUCAUAUUGAUUCAGAAAAUCCAAACAAUUUGUUGGCAUAUCUUCUGAGUUCGACUUCAGUUCUGUUCAUUACUGAGUUGUCAGAUUUGCUGCAUCUAAAUGUCAAAAUUCCCGGGACAUUAUUGGUUCGUUGGGUCACUAGACUUUUGGCCGAAGCAAAGGACGAUAAGGUGGAAUGCUUCUCAAAUAUAUUGUGUUCUUUAUUGUGUUUGGAACCCCCGUUGGCGCACUGUUUCGAACCAGGUGACUUAAUCCUGGAAUCGGACUACGAGUUACUCACAAGCUGGAAGGAUGCUAUGUCAGACAAGAAAGGAAGUCCUAAAGGAACCAAAUUCCUGUUGCGACAUCGAGAAUCGUCUUUGGCAUAUGAGUUGUGGAAUGAAAUGACUCAAAAUAUGAAUCAAAUUAAAGGGUGUUCUGAUCCUUGUACUGUUACUACACGCAAUGAAUUAGCCAUUUGUUUUGUUCAGACGUUUUGGAAUUGCAAUGGCUGGCAACAUGUAUUCAACCAAUUGAAUUCAAUAUUGCCAAUUUCAAUCAGCGAUAAUGUAAACCACGUUCGUGGACAAUUGAAAAAGGUUCUUUCGCUGUCACGCCUAUUUUUAGUUGCUGUCCUUCAGAUACCAUACAUACAAUUAACAAACAGGAUAGCUAAAAGUAAUGAACUAUUGUCUUUUGAUGGCAAUACAUCCCAGCAACAAUUAUCCGUGUCUAUCCCUGGGAAGAUAAUUAUUCAGUGGAUUGAAUUGAUUUCCAAAAUCGUUCAAUCUGGUUGUCUGUGGUUCGCGAACUAUAUUGUACACAGAGAUUUGGAUGAUUCCAUGAUGGAUUUAAAGAAGUCACUAGGUGCAAUCAUGUUUGAUUUGACUCAACUUUAUGAGGAACAUUUGGGUCGGUUGUUCAUCUGUCAUGUGGACUCAAAAAUCUUGGAAAUGAUAAGAAGUUUGAAUUUCGGGAGUGGUUUAGCAAUACUCAAUUUUCUCGCCAAAUCUUUGCCUAACAUUAUACCAGCUAAUCAAUCAGAUCUGUUAUGUUUAAUUGAAUCAUUAAACAAAUGGGCUUAUCAGCUGAAUCUAGUGCCAGUUAACUCAUGUUUAUUGAGAUAUUUUUCACGAUUGUUCAACUUGAGUUUGAAACUAUUGGCUUCCGAUGAUUCAGAAUAUUAUAGAAAUGGGUCAGAUUUCUUUAUUACUAUGCGUUCUGAUAUUCAGUCUUCCACUUCACUAUCAGAUGAAUCGAAUUUAACAUAUGAAGGUAUUGUGAAUCAGUUAAACCAAAAGUUUGAUCCGGAUAAUUUUCUUGAUCAGUCAAAACAACCUACACUUUUAUCGCGUUUAUUUAUCUUAUGCGGAAAUCAUUUCCAUGUCGAUUUAAUGCGUAUUCUAACUGAAAUGUUUAAUGUGAUUCAAGAAGUAUCCCGACGAUCUUAUGACGACUUGCAAAUCGAUCUACUUAAAUACUUCUUGGAUUGUACAAAAAAUGGUUUACACUUUCUAAAUGAUCUGUUGUCAGCUCGAUCAAAUCUUUUGAAAUAUCAUUCGCCAGCUGAUUCAAUGCAUAUUACAGGAAGCCCUGUAAAAGACAACUCGGAGUUAAUAUCAAUUAUUGGAUUUUAUUUAUCCAAGAUCAUCACUUAUGCUGAUAUGACAGUAAUGCAAGAAUUAAACAAAGACACAUGUGAUCGUGAAUGGCGAUUAAGUAUACUUGAUCAAGAGUUAUCACAAUUAAUUUAUGCAUUUGCAACUUCUCAUAAUGUCACUGAAUGUGCCUUAAAGCAUUUAGGCUAUGUAUUCAAUGCUGGGAAUCAUAUUCUACAAGAUUCUGGUUACCCAGGGAAUAUGACAACAAAAUCAACAACAGUUAACAAUUGGCCAUUAUGGUCAGGUCCACAUGUCUUCUGUUUAUUAUCCGGUCAUAUGCUUAGCAAACUACGGUCUACAGAGUCGAUAAUCACAUCAGAAGAUUCCAUUAAAUCAUUUUGGUUAUGUUUUUUAACAAGUGUACAAGAAACAAUCCUAUCAUUGUGUGAUAUGUCGACAAUUAAAAGUAUCACCUUACCUGAACAACAAUUCAUGGAUAUUCAUCCUAAUCUAUUACAAUUUGCUUGUUUUCUUGCUGGUCAAAGUCCUGGAUUAACGGCUAAAAAGCAAUUACUCAUUUUGCUUACUCAAGUGUUAUGCAGUCUGAAUAAGAAAGGUAUUUGGAAACAACACAAAAGCAUUAUAAUUACUACUGGUAGUAGUAGUAGAAUCAUGUCGUUAACUGAACAAAAGCCUUUCGCGCAUGCUUCUUAUCUAUGGUUACGUUUAAUUAUAAUGCUACGCUAUAUGCUGCAUUAUUUCUAUGUUCCACCGAAAUAUUUAUCCUGUCAAUUAAAACCUUGCAUGUUUCUACAAUCGAGUGAAGAAGAUGCUAUGCAGAAUAAUCGUUGCUUCAUCUGGGAGUAUUCAAGCAUUGCAUCGUUAUUGCAUACAUUACAUGCAUACUUUUUACCCUUACCAUUAACAACAACACCGACAAUGAUGAAAGUACAGGAUUACUUCAGUGCUAGUUCUCCUAUUCCAUUCUUUUAUGAUUUAUUAAUUGCUGCAGAAAAAGCCAAUGAUGAACAGCCAGUCAACUUAACUCCUACUGCUAAAAGAUCUAGUCCAUCUUCAAGUCUUCCAUCACCUGAUGGAUUAGCUAUUUCAUCAUUGGUGUCAGUUAACAAUUAUCAUGAACUUUUCUCCUCUCUUCUUGAUUAUCUGGAUUCCCUGUUGCUUACAAAUUCAUUUAAUGAAGCAACAAAUAGUGUAGACUGUGUUCUAACAGAAUGCUCUCAAUUACCAUUAUGCAAUUAUGGAUUAACAUUGAAUUGGAGGCUGUUUGAAAUCCUUCCACCGCCAAGAGAAAUUUUAAAAGAUUUACAACAUCUAAUGAAUAUGCUGAAAACAUCUCAAGGGAUAAUUGAUAAUAACACUGUACCUGAGAUUUUCUUGUCACCGUCACAUUUAAUCUACUUCAUUAUUUUGUUAGACAGAAUUCAGUGGAAUUCUACUCAACCUGAUUAUCAAUAUUUAGAUUUUGGUAAUGUUAACAACCAGUCAACUGAAAUGAAAUCUGAUAUGCCCAGUACAACAACAUCUAGCAGUCGGUCUACAUCAUAUUCUUUAUUGGAUUCCAGAAGAAAUCUAUUAAAAGAAUUGAAGCGCUUAGUUAACGCACAAUGGUCAUCGAAUGAUGAUGAGCUGGAAGAGGCGACUAAAGCUGCUGCAACUGAAGAGUCAAUCAAUACGCUAACAUCUUUAAUACACCCAAUAGCCUUAAUUUCAUUUUUAUUUGAGUUAGGUUCUUUUCAAAUAAAGUCAUAUACAAUACAACUGAAUUCAGUUAAGAACAAGCUAAUUGGAAUCACGGUUGGCCAAUUGGCCUAUUUAGCUAGUUUACUUCGAUUCAUGAAGAUAAUGACAUCACAGCUGACUUCAUUGUAUAUGUCUAAAAUAACAAAAACAUCAAGUGCUUCGUCGAAAUCUCAUACUGAUUCAACAGAAUCUACAAAGCGUGCUGGAAAGCAUAGAACACGUCAUGCAGCCGGGAAAACACGUACCAGUUCAACAACUGAAACUUCAAAGUCAUCUGCUGGCGGCAGUACAGAAACAAGUAGUCCGAAAGAAAAAAAGAGUAUUUGUCUGUUGGAUACUGCAGUGUUAGACACAAGUUCACCAAACACUCUUGUAUCCUCGAUAACAUUCACAAUUGGAGAGAAUUCAAACACUGGUGAUGCCAGUUUAACACCUGAAGAACUAUCUACAAUGCGUAUACGUUGCUUGCAUACUGGACAUGUGGUUCUGACGACAUGUGUACAACUCAUGUAUAAAUUAUGCCAACAAAUACGUUCAGAAAUUGGUUUGCCUAUCACGCAUAAUAUCAGUACGAAUGAGACAUUAUCAUCUAUUGGGAAUACUGCAUCAAUGACAUUGUUAUGUCCAAAGCGUUUGUUAAAGGAUAAUUAUUUACUGGCGUCAAGUUCAUCGUCAAAUAUUUUAGCGCGUAAACGAUUAGCUAAUAGUUUAAGAUUGGCAUCACUUGUCUACCGUAAACAGUUUGAUACGUUGAAUUCUGUAGCCUCAAAAUGUUAUUCCACCAUGUUAUUGGAAACGAAUCAGUUUACUUCAAGUUUUUCUCAAUGCUUCUAUCAGAUAUUAGCAUUCCAGUAUGAGGUAGCACUUAGUGAGUUGUCUGUGAAAGAGGAAGAUUUAUUCGAUACCAACAAGCCAUCAUCACCGAUGCCAUCGCCAGCAUAUUAUCAAUCUGCUUUAACUGUCAAUUUACCUAAUUAUUGCACAGUAACAACAGCAGCAACGGCAACUAAUACUGCUACAACAGCUCCAGUGCCAGCAUCAUCAUCAACGAUAAGAACAACGACAAUAUCGACAACCACAGCUACAAAAUCUGUAGACGAGAUGAAAUUAAAACAAUCACCAGGUUAUGCUUUACAUUUAGCAAACAAUUUAAAAUUAUUUGAAUCAUGUUGUCUAUUGAAACGGUUAGGCGAAUUGUGUAGAUCAUUAGUGAAACAACUGUAUGAUCUACAAGAGAAAAUCUAUUCUUUAAGUGAAUUAAACACUGAACAAUUAUUGAAUAUUGACAGUUAUAAUGCUUUACAAAUGAUUUGUGCAAUGCAUUAUGAUCCCGUGUUGACUGCUUUACAUAUUGACUUGAUGUCUGAAGAAGAAGAGACGAGGAAUCAACCAUCAGUUGCACAAUACUUGAGCUAUAUUUAUUCUAUUCAACGAAAAGGCAAACCAACAGCAACAUCAAUGAUGACAACAAAGUCAUCAACAGGUUUUAAAAGUACUUUUAUUUGUCGAAUGAUGAAAAGAAUGAUAUAUUCACGUCGACUGAGAAAAAUCUUGAGUUAUGCAUUAGAAGAUCGACUUGUGCAUACAGUAUCCUACAUGAUUAGAUGUCUUUCAAAUUCAGGUUCAAGUUCUCUUGAAUCUCGAGUCUCUUCAUACAUCUGCCGUGAAGCUAUGGGAUUCAUGGAAGUUGUAUUGGGUAAUCAUCGUAUCGUGAAACAAAUUUGCUCCACAGACGUCAAUACAAACGACUCGGACGACAACAAGUCAUCCUGUGAUCCAACGACAGAACCAAUAGUCCGAAGAGCAAUAUUUAACAAAAUCCAUUUUACUAAUUUCUUCUCAUCAUCUGCAUGCGAUGGUUCACAGAAAGAUGCUCUUCUGUUAAAUGAGAUAAUAAAACAUGAGAAACCACCAACACUUGCCUUUCAGGCCUCAUCAUUACGUUUGUUAUGUGUUCUUUUUAUGCGUGCUAUUAACGCUUCUACAAGACAUCGCAGCAACUUGAUUGAUUUAGUGAAAUUAGCUCUUGACUCAUGUAUGUUCAAAUCAUGGAAAUCAGGAGAUGAAGGAGAAAAGGCGAAUACAUUAUCGUCGUAUUGGUUAGAAAGUCUACUGCCAUAUGUUUCUUCAUUGAAAGAGAAUUAUGAUAAUGAAUUACGAUUCACUGAUCUACUAAACAGAGUUGAUGAUUUCACAUUGGAUAGUGAUGAAUUCAUAGAAACUGAAGAAGAUAUACUAACCGAUUUAUUUAACACUACACCGGAGACUAUUUAUCAUCAGGAUAAUGAAGGUCAUGUCAAUCUUAGUUUCUUCAAUACUGAUAAUGUUUUACUGGAAACCAAUACAGAAUUGAUCAAUGAAUGGAAGUGUAACCGAUAUCUAUGCACUAUUGCAUUUUACUUUGAACGUUUCACUCGCCUUCUGGCAUCAAAUUGGACAGAUGAUGUUGGCUUACGAGAGAUGUAUUGUAAUCACUUAUUGGAUUCUGCAAUACGCGUUUGGCGUCCUCGCUUAUCUUUGAAAGACAGUACGCCUGUGAAAUCAGAACCACCGUCAUCGUCUCCAUCUACUUCUCCUUCAGAAGAAUCUACAAGAAUCACUCAGAAAUAUGAUUUGACAUUUCUGCCUUAUGCUAUUACAUCAUUGCACUGCUUAUCGUUUGGUUUUACCAACGGCUUGGUGCAUACAAAGUUAUUCAGCUUUUUUACACAUUGUGCUGACAUCUGUUAUGCUCUAAUUAUGGAGGAGGAGGAGAACAACGAGACAAAAGAUGAAAAGCUUUAUUGUAACGAAACUAAUUUAAUGUUAUCAAUGAAGCUACAACAUCAGAAGAAGGCCUCAUUGAUUUCCAGCCUACAGUCAGUCUACUUCUAUGUAUCAACAAUUGUCAAUGUGUUAAAUUCAGCGAGCAAAUUAAAACUGUCUGAUGGCCUACAUGAAUUACUCAUCAAUUCCCUGAGUGCUCGUUUAGACUAUUGGCCAAGUUUAUUGCAUACUCAACCGGGUGUAUUCAAUCGUCUACAACUGGCUGAUGAUGCAAAAAAUGAGAAUGUGCCGUGUUGUUCCUCAUCGGUAACUGAUAAAUUUCAUUCUAAAAUGCAAAUCUACUCACAUUUGUUGAGUAGUCAUUGUACACAUAGUUGUAAAUCACUUUUUCGAAAAAAAUGGAGUCAAAUGGCUUUAUGGAAUUCAACAUCCCAUUUACACUUUCUGGACAGUUCCACUGGGGCAGAUCAAUUAUCGAAACCAAAUUUAACAGAUCAGAUAAUUUCAGAUAUUGACCAAUUGUCUGGUGAUACAGAUAUAAGCGAUGAUUAUGAUGAUGACUGUCUAGAAGAUGACAUAUACCAUUCAUUUCCUGGUCCAUUAAUUAAUGAUUCAGUGUGCUCUUUUGUUGCAACUCAAAAAAUGUUCGUUGACCAACAUUGGUAUCAUUGUUUCACGUGUAAUUUACAAGAAUCGCAUGGUGUCUGUUCCAUCUGUGCUAAAGUAUGCCAUUUAGGGCAUGAUUUAAGUUAUGCCAAAUAUAGUGGAUUCUUUUGUGAUUGUGGUGCUGGUCAACACGGUGAUUCAGUUUGUCAGGCUAUAACACCAAGAAUUGUGUUGAAUAAAGAUGCAUUACCUGAUAGUACUAUGCAUCAGGGUGAUGAUAUAUUUUUACAAUGUAUGAAUAAGAAUGAAUUGAAUUAUUAUCUACCGUGGUUAACAGAUGGAUAUCAACCAUUCAUCUCACCGCCUACUUUAUCCAAAGAGUUAUCCUAUCCGUGCAACCGUUCAUCAGUUGUUACUGUUGAUGACCAUCGUUCCAAUGGAGUAUCAGCGGUCGAAACACAAGCUUCUAAAUUAGUCAAACGGCGUCGUAAAGAAUCUUUACAGUGUAGCGAAACACGAGAUAAUAAGACAGUGUCUCGUCAACGUUCGCUUCCUAACGUCACUAAUGCUGGAAGCAGUCAACCUGUGUCAUCGGAUGCUGUGUUAAAUACGAAUGCAAAUCAAACAACUAAUCAAAUUAAUUCACGCUCGUUAUGGUGUCCAGGAGUUUCUGACACUAAUACAGAUUCAUUACCACGUUUUCCGUUAAGUCAUCAAGCAACUUCAUCUACUUCUAAUCGUUCUAAUACUCUUAGACGAACUGGUGCAGUUCGUUUACGUAAAAUCUCUUCAGAUGUUCAUUCGAAUACAGGUAUACUGAAAACUCUUCAAAUGAAUCAACAGCAAACUAAACUAUCGAUUGCUCAACAUCAUCGACCAAAUCAGCAGGAUAUGCUGUCUACUAAUCAAUAUUCUUACAAUACAGAUAAUCUGCCAUGUAAACCUAGUGUUGUUGUUCCAACGUCUUUGACAAUGACAACGACGGCAUCCCACCAGGAGGAUUAUAAACCUGAAAGUAAACGAAUACGAAAUAUACAUCAUUUUCUCAAUCUGUUUGAUAAAUAUAACUGUCAUGCUGCAACAGUGAUGCCAACUGCUACCAAAGGAAAACGUAAAUAUUCUAAACAUGCAACGACAACAACAGGUGAUGAUAAUAAUGAUGAAGCGGAUCUGUUGCAAGCAAAUGUUCAUCGUUUUCAGUAUUGUCAAUUAGUACCUAACGAAGCGAAAUUGAUUGAAUUUAUGCGUAAUCAAAUUGAUUCGGAUGAAACUGGUUCAUGUCGUUCCAAGCUGAUGAUGAUGUUGUGUACUAGUGAUGUAGUCUCACAAGCGGCUGAAAUUUUAAUGGGAUUCAGUAAACCUGACACUAAAAGUUUACUCAGUCACCUGAUGAACUGUUCAACUGUAAGUGAAAUCGAAUUCACUGGAAAAUCUCGUCUUGAUAAAUUAAAUGAAAUGCUUUCAAGUGAACGAAACACUACUCCAACCAUUCAUAUGUGUUCUAAUAUUACGACUCCAGUACCAGCUAUGCCAACAAAAACAAGGUCAUUAUGGCGAAAUAUUUUUAUUGCUGGUCGUCAAAUAUUUCGUUCUAAAUCUCCUUAUUCUACUUGUGAUAUAAAUGAAUAUUUAAUGCGUUACUCAUCUACUGAUCGCUUGUCAAGAACGUGUGAUGAGGCGGAUCAUGGUGUCGUUACUAAAUCGAUUCAGUCAAGUACAAGUACCCGUCAUACACCUACGUCAACUGAUCAUAUAUCAUAUUCAGUUGUAUCUCCUGGGAGAAUUGUAGUCCACUCAUUAUCGGAUAAUUCAAAUAGUGGAGUGUCAUCAUGUUUUUCUCCUUCGUCACUGUCAACAACUCCUCCUAUUGACGCUAUAGUUUCUCUGCCUGCAUUAUCUAUGUCUACUGCAAGCAAUGCGUCACGUGGGACAUCGUCAUCCUCUAAUCCUGUUUUGCUUAUUCAAGCACUAGCUAGUAUUUUUGCUAGUACAGACAGUUCAAAUACUGGUGGCGGUUUAUUUUUGUCUGGUGGAAAUACAUCUGCAACACCUGAUGCAAAUGGAACCGCUGUCUCUUUUCUACCGUCUAAUGCAGCCUUAUCAUUAAGAGAAUUAUUUGGACCGCGUAUGUCCAACAAUAUGUCUUCAUCUACCGCUCCUGUUGCAGCCAAAACUAGUUCUUCUGUUACUGGAGCUGCUGCAUCCAGUGGAGCUACUACAUGUGUUGUUCGUGUACCAUGUCCAGGACAAUCCAAAUGUUCUUACUUUUUGGUAGUAACUAACACAGGACCGAAGUCAGUGGUUGCUGGGUCGGAUACAGGCGCAAACACACAACAACAACCAGUGCUUCAGAUACCCUAA
This is a messenger RNA of Trichobilharzia regenti, 9231 nucleotides long. The record is from the annotation of a GenBank genome assembly. NCBI's taxonomy places the organism in Eukaryota, Metazoa, Platyhelminthes, Trematoda, Strigeidida, Schistosomatidae.